This is a messenger RNA of Drosophila subpulchrella, 749 nucleotides long. RefSeq names its product coiled-coil domain-containing protein 103. Gene Ontology annotation, cellular component: outer dynein arm. Bases 187 to 372 code for a protein of 61 amino acids. Gene Ontology annotation, biological process: epithelial cilium movement involved in extracellular fluid movement; inner dynein arm assembly; determination of left/right symmetry. The transcript is spliced from 3 exons. Lineage: Eukaryota; Metazoa; Arthropoda; Insecta; Diptera; Drosophilidae. The record is from RefSeq and is a predicted model, not a curated record.
CCAAGAGCAAACUGUUGUUCUCUGUCCAUGAAACCCCUUCAUGUUCCCGACUGGCUUGUAAAACUUAAUCGCCGGCUAAUAGGAUCUUAUCGCUGCAAAGCCUGUAACCCAAGCAACCCUCGCUAAACAAAUUCAUAUCCCAGUACGAAAAGACUUAAAAUAUCUUUUUUAAUAGAGGAAAAGAUCAUGGAGGAUUGGAAGAUAACGUCGGAGGAGCUCAUCCGUCUGCGGGAAAGCUGCCUGCAGUGCAUCCGGGAUGGGGAACUCUACGAGCUGCGCAAUGAUGCGAAACUACGGGCUGUUUAUAGCACCCAGACCUACGAGGAGUUCAAUGGACGCAGCUCAUCUCCGUCCAGUGUCCAGGAGCGAUAAGGUCAAUGCGCAGACGAAGAACCGCCUUUGGAACUCGGCCGCCCUCGAUUGAUUGACUGAUUGACUGAUUGACCAAUAAAGAUGAAAGCACAGAGCUAUAAUCGGGAAAUUCGUUUUAUUUCGCAAAGUUUUUAGACGUUGCUGUUGAUCCAGGAGUGGAGAGCAGCGACAUCGGAGUAGACACCGGGGUAGUUGGCGUAAGCGCAACCGUAUCCCCAGGAGACGACACCAACAAGGACUCCACCGGAGACCAGUGGGCCGCCGGAGUCACCCUGGCAGGCAUCCUUGCCGCUGGCAGCAGCGCAGAUCAUGGUGCUCCUGAUCUCGCUACCAUAUCCGUAGGAGGAGGAGGCGCACUGCGACAGACCGACAAUGUU